Messenger RNA from Uncinocarpus reesii 1704, 1152 nucleotides. RefSeq lists its product as uncharacterized. The transcript has 2 exons. Gene Ontology annotation, biological process: protein phosphorylation; positive regulation of Ras protein signal transduction. The record is from RefSeq and is a predicted model, not a curated record. Lineage: Eukaryota; Fungi; Ascomycota; Eurotiomycetes; Onygenales; Onygenaceae. Gene Ontology annotation, molecular function: protein serine/threonine kinase activity. Bases 1 to 1152 code for a protein of 383 amino acids.
AUGCCACUCCAGUUCACCGCGGCUCCGUCCUCCCGUAUCAAAAAAGCUGGAGCCCGCACCCCGAAACGGAAUUCCCCCUUUGAUCGCCAGCGUCGCAUCAAGCCGUCCUCCCGACCCCUUGCCGACAAGUCGCAGCCUCCACAAGGAAGCCCAGCUGGAAGCUAUGAUGAGCACGGCGGCUCUUAUCCGGGCGACCAGCUCCCAGACCUGGGCCCGUCGCACCAUAUUGCUGAGACGACCCUCGUGACCAGCGUGAUCCAGGCCAUCCAGCAUGUCCAGAAUACCAUGUUCACCCCGAUGCCGGAUUCGAGAACCGGCAUGAACAGCACCCGAAUCGCUGAGGUGUUGAAUUUCCGCAAGUCACUGCCGCCAAUCGUCUCCAUUGCCCAUGUCCACGUCCUGCUGAACGCGCCCACCAGAGUGGAAAGAGAGAUAGUCGAACUGGCGGGCUCGGCUCGUUUACGGCGACUCUUCAUACCUGGACGCGGGAGUGCCUUGGCCGGCUUGGGCGACUGCUUAGUGCUGGUUGAAGACUGGGAGGGCUUGGUGCGCAGUAGCGGAUCCCUAGAAGAGUCCUUGAAAGAUAAGUUUAUCCACCUGCUCCGCUCCAACGCCAAAACUUCCGCUGUAUCAGCCGGUCAAUUCACCCCAAAUGAAACCUCAUCUCUAGUGCGAGCAGGUUUUCUCGUAUCUCCAUCCUCCCUCGCGAAAGAUACGCCGCUGUCAAUCAAUCCCUUCGUCACUGCAGUUCCUACAGAAGAAGUUGGGCAUCAGGGCCAGCCGGAAAGCCAGCGGAAGAACACGCGGUCUUUCCGAGACUCAACAAUGAUCCUUUCUCUCCCCAACCUGGGUCCCUACUUACGACUGGUCAGCGCAGCCCGCUCACGAAUGCUCACCAUUCUCGAAAGGUCCAAAUACAACGAAGUCCCCCUAUACCUCCUCCGGGAUCGGUGGGACGGAGCUGUCGAGACGCAGCUCGGCGCCGCAAAACGUGCUCGAGGGGAGUCGAGCGGCGUGCUUCCGGGACGGACAAAGAAAUGGAAAGAGCUCUACGGAUUGAAUUUCCGAUGGGCCUUGGAAGAAACCCUUGGUGCCGGUUUGAUUGAAAUAUUUGACACCGGUAGCGUUGGUCCAGGCGUUCGGCGUAUCUAG